AUGAGAGAGUGGGCAGGAGCCGACGGGCUUAGUGGUGGCAAGGAGGAGGAGGAGGAGGAGGAGGAGGAGGAUCAGGAGGAUCAGAAGGAGCAGGAGCAGGAGCGGGGGAGACGCAUUGAGGAGUCGUAACAACAAAUGUGGUGACACAAGGAGUUAAUGGCUGUGCUGGAAAUAGGUGAAGGAAGCGAAUGAAGCUGGCAAGGAGGUGGCCUAUACAAGCUUCAUGAUGAAUGAAGAGCUUUCUGCUGUUAUUGCAGAGAAGCAAAAUAUUGGGCUACUUCCACCGUCUGGGACUUCAGCUAGGGAGACAGGACGGAGCAGAAGCUGUAAAGAUUGAAAGUGGAACGAGUGGGGCUUUGUGAAGCCGGCCAUCUGAAUGUGCCAUGCAGUCGAGAGAGAGAGAGAGAGAGAGAGAGAGCGCGUCAGAUAUGAAUGUAAAAUACGUUCCUCUUGUCGUAAAAGGGUGUACACUGUCAUCACCCGACCAUUUCGGUAGUUGGGCUCGAGGAAAGUUGGUGUUCUCACAGGCUUAUCGAUUUGCCAGGAUCUUGCAGUUGUUGGGGCAGUGGUUGUACUCUGAGAUGCCAAAAUCCUCAUUCAAAUUAGCAGGAUAAGUCAGAAGAAACCAGAAUGAGAGGUUCAUUGUGUACAGAAUCUGGAAUUUCUGUCUCAAGCGGCAGUGACUGUGGUGUUAGCUGAUUUUAUAGAAUUUUAGGAGAAGGCUCAUGCGCCUUGUGUCCAAGUGGCGUUUUACAUUACCCGGGGGUGGUGUGUCUGCUGUUCUGUGUUUUAUUCGCUGGGGACAUGGACAACUGUGACCGACUGAAUACACAUGUGUGCGCGUGUUGCAGCCGACUAGAAUGAAGAGUCAGCGCGUAUGGGACCUCUCACUGGGAAGGUGUAUGACCUUUACGCGGUAGGGCACUGAACAAGGACACUGGGCGGCCGCUCCAGAAGACGGUGCGCCCGACACCCACCUCCUCCGGUUGGCCUUGUUUAGAGAAGCCAGCCUCACUGAGUGCGGACCCACCCCAGCAGCCCGUAGUGUGCGGAGGGGAGAUGGGGACGGGGGGUUGUUGUUGUUGUUUUUGAUGUUGUUUAUUUCAGUGUUCCGACCGUGAGUUCUGUGUUGUAUUGGCCGAGGAAUGACAUGCUCAAGUGGGGCGUGGACGACUGUGCCCGCCCGAAUGCGCGUGUUUCAGUCGGCUUGAAUGUGGGGUCAGCGCGUCCGGAACCGCCUUGAGGCAGUGGUGCGUUGAAAAAAGACGCCGGGUAUCGUAAUGACAACAAUCGGCCGCGAUCCCCAAAUUAAAGGCCACGGCUUUCAAAUGAAAAUUCACAGUCCCAGUUGCCCGCGCUCCAGGCCAUCCGACGCCCAUGAGCCGACCGCUGGACUAUCUGGACCCUGGCAUGCUAGACUAAUUAGGAUGACUGCAUCCACCUGGGCGGGCAGCGUCGGAUCCUCAACGAGGCUCGACAACAAUGACGGCGGCGAUCGAUACGCGCGAGUCAUCAUGCAGACACGGUGUGGUUAUGCAGGCUGACGCAAGGUGGGCUAGGCCAGAACGUUUGAGGCAAGACAGGAAAACCGGCGCCUGAUCAUCUGGCGCCACAUUAAUUGCACGAAGAUUGUGUAAACUCGUGUCGGUGAAGAUUGCCAGUGACCCUUCCCACACAACCACCGACUCCCCUCCCCCAACAUUUGUCAAACACUCGUCCACUGGCUCUUUACGUCGGCGCUUUCCACGGCCUCACUCUGCAGCUGCCCACAGCGCUGAAUUCCCCACCUACUUUCUGCCCAUGCCGACGCAUCAUCCACCUGGCCUGACUCAUGUCUUUCCUUGUAUCAUUCAUCGUUUCACGAUAUGCUAAAGUCCUUAUUCCCAGUAUAUACACACACAUAUAUAACCGAGAUAGUAUGGAUUACGAGCUGAUGAGACUCCUUGGGGAAAUUUUUUAGUUGUGCUCGUGAAAUUUCACGUUGGCGACACCAACUCUUCCUCAGACGAAAUAAAUAGGACAGAUGUGGAAUUACCAGGCUGGAGCGUUUGGGAUCAUGGACGCGACGUAACCGGAGUACGAGUUCGUGAGAGGGCGGUACAACGCUACGAUCAGUGUCAGAUUGGAAAGGGGUGCGGUUGCGUCCCGCUGUGUCACAGGCGGAGGGAGAGGGAAGGUAGCGGGUCAGUGAAGCUUCAGACAGAUUAAUUGUGGUUACUGUAGAAUGGAUACUGAGACUUGGCAAGUCAUCCACAGAGAUUUUCGUAGCGUUUGCGUUGGCCACACAAAUCCUGAAAUACAGUAAAUGUGCUUCCUCAUGAAAUGUUAAUCGCGACUCUGAAAUGUGCUUUCAAUUCGGGAAGAUUACCUAAGUAGGGUUGCCAUGUUAAUUUUCGUGUUGCAUAAUGUCAGGGUAAUCCAGUCACGUCAGGAUGCCGGUUCUCGAAGGAGUUUUUUAUUGACCGCCUGCGUUAGCUGCGCUCCGCAAAAAAAUACCGUUUAAGGAGCAUGAAUUUUCCCAAUAUAUUCUCGAUGCUCUUAAAAAUUUUAAUAUAUUUUAUAUAAAACAUUCGCAGAGAUAUUCUUCUUUUUAUUUAUUUAGUAUAAAAUUACGUCUCCUUUAAAUUUUAUGCUUGAAGGAAGAGCAUCUGACGGUUUUAAAAGUUGAUGAUUAUAAGAUUUUUCAAAACCGUGAAAUUCCCAACCAUACGGCAUCGCACUAACACAUUUAUUAACGCAGUCUAUCAAGAGGACAACAUGGUUUAUAUCCAUUACAAAAUUUUAUGAGCGCUAUAUGUCCUCUUCAUAAUAACAUAUAGAAAUACAUUAUUUUCCUUACAUGGAAAGUAUACAGUUUCUAAUUUGGGAACCCUGAAUGCGAGUGUAGCGGCUGGUCGAGUCCAACAUUUUGGAAUCGAUACAGUUUUUUAACCGAAAAACACUCUUUCUUCAAGCAUAACAUCUAAAAAGAUGUAAUUUGCCAUAAAAAGACAAUCUGACAAGCAUACGUAAGAUUUAUAUAAAUUCUCUUCAGGCCUGUACAUUUAUAUUACUAUCGAAAUUAUUAAUAAGAAAAUGCGGGUAAGUAGAAAUUAUUCUGUAGCUAGGGUUUGUGGGGAGGGGCUGGGUUGGUGAGAUGAAAAACAAAUUACCGUCACCGCGAGGGCAGAAGGGAAUGGUGGGCACUGGGACGGGUAAUUACACGCGGGUGGCUGGCAUGGUGGUUUUGGCCCAUGGUAACUGUGGGGCCUGUACGAAAUUCUUUUGUGCACAUGGAAGUGGUUUGUAUAGCCUGAUUGCAGCCGCCUCUGCAGUUUCCAACGCCCGCUGUCCAAGUGAUUUUGGAUAGCCUGACGGGACCUUGCAAAUCACUUGGAAUGCCCCUCCGGCAUCUACACAGUGAUCCGUGUCUAUCGCGUGGGCGAGGAUAGAGCUGUUGAUGUUCUUUAUUUAGUCAUCAAAUGAAUAGAGGAGAGAGUAUUUUGUGAAGGUUUUUUUAAAAAUAUGUUUGAAUUUGUGAGGGCAUCGAAAAUCAGUGGGGAAAAUUCAUGCUACUUAAGCAGUAAUUUUUUACGGAACGUAAUUAGCACAGGCGGUCGAUAAGACGCUCGUUGGAAAGCCGGCAUUCUGGGGCGACUGGAUUGCCUUGGCAUUAUGCAGCACGAUAAUUAACACGACAACCUUACUUAGGUAAUGUUUUCGAACUGAAAACAGAUUUCGGAAUUUUAGUCUACAUUUUAUGAGAUAGCACAUCUACCGUAUGUGACCGCAGUUCGAGAACUAGCAUUGUUAAUGUUUGCAGUAUGUCGCGGGUGUUGCCGAAAGUUCAAAGGCCACUUGGCUGUAUAUGAGUUUCAGAUCGGGAUGUUCUGCGAAUGUAUUGUGCGCCGUAGAAGCUUUCUAAUGAAUAUUAGCUCCGGAAAGUCUUAUUUGGACUUUCACCCUUUCUGACUAGACACUGGCGUGUGUUCUAACUAAUAGUUGCUGACUGGAGUCAAACCCAUGCCAGAAUAAACUAUCUUCAUUUCGCCAUGAUCAAUGAUACGGAGUAAGCCCCGUGAAAUUUCAAGACAAUAGGCGCUUGUUUAAAUCGUGACUGCUGUAGGCGGAAUCAGGAGUGCAUGACGCAAAUGGGCGAGAAUUCCAAAAAUUGGUACAGCCAGUGGAGAUGUCACCUCAUUCCGCCUUUAAGGUUUGGAUUUGCCAACCGGCGUGGACUUUAUGCUGUUCCGUGUUGAGGAUAAAAUCCUUCCUGACACAUAUUCUUCAAAAGACAAUUUGGCGAGCAUACGUCUACUUUCGAUAAAUGCUCUUCAGCUCUGUACAUUUCUAUGGCUAUUGAAAUAAAGAAUGAAGCGUUGCGAUCAGGUAGAUAAUUAUUCCGUCGCAUGGGUGUGUGUGGGGGAGAGUGAAGCAGCAGAAUUUCAGUCAGUAACAGGGGUAUGGUGGGCACCGGGGCAGCUAAUCACAGUAGAUGUGCUAACUCACGAAAUAUUGAUCGAAAUUCUGAAAUGCGUUUUCGACCCGAGAAUAUUACUUAGGUAGGGUGGCAGUACUACUUGCCGUGCAGCAAAAUCCCGGGCUAUUUCAAUUACUUAGGGACGCUGGCUUUUGAAUGGGCUUCUUUCCGGCCACCUACAAAACCUAUACUUCAUAAAACACGGCUACUUAAGUAGUAUGAUUUUUUCUGAUUGAUUUUCGAUGCCCUUAUAAAUUCAAAUAUAUUUCAUCGAAAACACGCGCAAAAAUAUCUCUUCUCCUACUCAUUUGGUAGACAAUUAUGUCUUCAGAUUUUGCGCUCGAAAUAAGGGAAUAAAUUGGUUUUGAAAAAUUUUUAAUUGUGAUAUCUUUUAAGACCAUGAAAUAUUAGUUCAUAAAGCGUCCUGUCUCUGCAUUUAUUAAUGUUGCUUGUAAAGUUUACAAUAUGGCUCAGGUCCACUGUUAAAUUUCAUGAACUCCAUAUGGUCUCCACGUAGUACAGAAUAGAAAUUUGUGCUUCUCCGUACACGGAAAAUACACAGCUUACAGUUUGGAAAUCCUGAAUGAAAUUGUAAGGGCGGGUCGUGUUCAAGAUUAUUCAGGAAUCGGAAAAGUUUCUUAAAACCGAAUUAUACCCUUCCUUUAGGUAUGAAAUUUGAAGAAAACGUUAUUUCUACGAAAACAAUUAUCACUUCUGCUGGGAAAUAAUUUUGCUUGGACAAGACUGAGAUAUAACCACUCCACUUCUCCCCUGCCUUUCCCCUGAAAUUCAUGCCUGCAUGGUUGCUACCUACCUUCGUUGAAUAAACGUCUGCAUUUGACUAUCGGUUUCAUAAAUGAUACUUUGGGCAGUAUGUUCCCCAUAUUCCUUUCCCUGGACUACAGUGGUCCAGUCGACAUUUAGCUAUUUACCCUGAAAAGGCCAUAUUUGAAAGUAUACCCACCUUACGUAUUUGUUUGUUAUUAAUGUACGCCAUAAAACCGCAGAAAAGGAAGGCGUACUUACGUCAUGCGACAACAUAAUGUGGAUUCACUUCUAUUUAUAUGGUACAAUACCCAAUGAUAAUUACGUGUGUGGUUAAAUGCAUAAGGCUCGGUACUUAAACAGCUCAGAGUUUGGUACGAGAUACGCAGUUGAGAACUGUGUGCAUUCCCACCCCCAAUGCACGGAAUUCCCAUUCCCCACACCAGACAACCGACCGGAUCGGACAGUGGCUUGGGCCUGGGAAUAGGAAUAGAGAGUGAGGUUGACAAGUAAGUGCAUUUUCCUCACCAUAAACAAUGUGACACGCUUAAAAGCUAUCACGGUGCGCUAAAGGCCGUGGCUUGGAGGACUACCAACUGACUGGAUAGCUUGGGCCUCGCAGUCGGCCUAGUGUUGUGUGUUUGUGCGGAGCGGCUGACUGAUGGACUGAGACUCAGGCUGUAGUGGCUCCUUCCUAUGGCACUCCUGCCUAGUGGGAUCCAUGCUGCCUCACUCUUCUCUUGUUGUACGUGAAAUCCUGGCCAUGUCUUUGUUGUGGACUACGGGGUGCGGUGGUACGCCUAGGUGAGGGUUUUCGUCGUGCCAAUCACCUGCGCCCUCUCCCACCUCCGGUCUUCUUGACUUUGUCUUGACACUGAGCCCAGGUGGGGGAGGAGGAGAGGGCAUGGUAGAUGAAGCGUAAGUCCAUUGUCAUUAUAAACUAAUUCACACGCAGGUCACCGUCCCUGAUCUCACUCCGCUGUGGAGCGCAUGGUGAACGUCGUCGAAAUCGACGGUUGAACUGUCAAUAUUAUCUGGAGUUGGCUUUGCUGAUACCGUCCCCGCCGGCAUUAUGAACCGCAUGCAAAGAUGAUUAGGGGUUGGUGUUGGGUUUUCGGCGUCUGCAGUGUACAGUGCGUCCUGGGGGGGGGGCGAGUUAAGGGGAGGAAGUGCUUAUAUUUCAGUCUCACCCUUACCUGUCCUCGUUUUGGCAUCCAUGAGAUGGUCAGGCUAGGCCUAGUUUGCACAUCAUCGUCAGCCCGAAGCUCGGAGCAGAGUUUAUGUGGUUAGUGAGUAAGCAAUCUACCACAAGCUGCAGCAUCAGGCAACAGUAAACGCCCAUUUUGCUCCUGUGUUCUACAUAGGCCGGGUAAAAGCGCUUUCAGGAGACAGGGAAAAGUGUCCGAUGGUUCGCGGAUCCCAAGAGCUGACUUCCCUCGCCAUCUCACGAAGUAAGAGUGCGUGGAGUUAUUUUUAGUAGUGAAGCAAGCCCACGCCACAUCCAGCAUGUCUUCUAGUCCCACAUCUACAACGUUUUGAAGGCAGGACAAAGUAAAGGUAACCGCAGGUGGGCGUGGACACAGUGGAUGAGAAAGACAGUUCGUCCAUGCGCGCCCCAUUGAACCUUGUGCCUAAAUCUGUACACACAGACUUCGGUGAGAGGAACUCGGACCUCAUAUGGGCUAGAGUGUUAUAAAGGCCACAUUAAAAAGAGGUCAGUGUAGUCAGAUUCGCAAUCAUAAGUGUAAUUGAGUAAUCCCAUCGGUUUGCGUCAUUCAAGACAACAGCCGUGUGCAUGUCGAGAUGUUGUACAGUGCAUGCAGUCGGCACUGGACAGGAAAAGAAGCGUAGCAUUCGGGCCGAACUGUCUUCAUGCGCUCAUGCACACGACAGUUUGGCUGUCGAUCUCGACUUUGUUCACCGUGUGCCCCACAACAGGGUAAGGGCAGGGACGGCGAUUUGCGCGUAAUUUAGUUUAAAGUGAUAGUAGACAAGCACAGCAUCUACCGCGCUACCUCCUUCGCACCCACCUGGACCCCGUGACAAGAGAGAGUCAUGAAGACCGGAAGCGGGAGAGAACGUAGGUGGCUGGCGCGGCCGGAGCCGCCCCUAGUCCUACCACAAAAACCCCUGGUCCACAACAAAACUUGAUCAGGAUUUUAAACAACGACAAAUGUGGGAGGAGGGAGGGGGCACCUGGGAUCCCGAUUGGCGUAGCGCGAGCCUGCAGCUGGGCCUGACACCACAUCCCGAAUGUUGGCGUCUGUUAUGGGUGUGCAUUGCCGAUAACGCCUGACGGACUCCGAUCCGGUCCCCGUCUUGGUCCAGCGUAUAUACCGCGUGACGCGUUUGAUGAGCACAAACACACCCGCUCUCGCUUUCCCUCUUUCUCUUCCCCCUGUGCCAGUGGCCUGUUAAGGUCAAACCGACUGAGGUGAUUGACAGUGAUUGACAGGAACUGGAGCCGCUGUCUGACGAGUGCCCGACACGGAAUACCAUCUCACAGAAGUCUGAUAUGUCAUAGAGUUCACAUCAACAAGGAACCACUGCAAUCUGACCCUCGUCCCAAGGGAGGACCAAAUUGACGAGCCAGCCACGACAUUUAGCCAUCUUGGUAGUUCAGAUGUGUCAGCGUUAGUGCGGUGACGAACGCGCAGAUUUGCCAUAGAGAAGGGUGCCGCUGGGUCGACCCUGCUUCCUCUUCCCUGCGGCCGCAUGCGCUAGUGGCCUGUCCAGACCUGUUGAACGACUGGUGGUGAAAAUGAGUGCGAAAUCAGCAUGAAGAUGCGGCAUCGACUGCGGCAUUUACUCCUAACGCGGACUCUGCCGCAGUUACUAAUUGGCCACAACAUAUUUCUUACCCAGAGCGAUGUAGACGGGAGGGUUGCAGUGGUGUCAGGAAGUGUAGACUUCCCAGAGGGAGGGGGGAUUGACAGCUCGCACGCGUUGCACACUAUCAAUUCACUGUGGCGGGGGGGGGAGGGAGUCUGCGCUAAGCUCUGGAAGGUGGCCUCUUCUCCAAACCUUACCCCGGUCAUCACGAUUGAGGAGGGCUUAGGAGGUAUACAAGCACGCCUUACCGAACGAGUGCAGUUAUUGAUCAGUAAUUAGCUCCAGUAGUGCGGAUUAUUGUCACCCCGUCUUUCGGUGACAAGAAGGACUGAACGUUAAUCCGACCCAUACGCAUGAGCUGCCGACGACUUGCGCGAGUGGCGGUUUGAAUUGUGGAUCUGUGAUUGGACAUUUUUGAAGAAUCAGCCUUCAUUUUGCGCGAUCGAACAGCGACAACCUUCCCUGAGGCGUAUUAUUGCACUUGCUUUGUUUCUGCCAAUUCGGGCUAAACCAACACCAUGCUGUAAACGUUUUAUCUGCCAUAACAGUUGCGACGCACCACUGAGUCCUUUAAAAAGCGAAUUUGUUCACGUUGGCUUGUCGAAGUCACUCUUCUUCAGUCUGUUCCAUGACAGGUGCUACUUGUCGUUUCGUAAACAAAAAAUAGCCUACAAACUGCACAAUUGGGUGUGUUCCCAGGACAUGCGUCGUUUAACCUCUUUUGUGAAGUCAACCCUGCCUGGCUCAACUGUUUAGACCUUCGCUCACGCCUCAUGGAGCCGACUGCGCAUCCCUGAUGCACGAAGGCUGCAACUCUGAGUCGGCGCCCUGGAGUUAGAGGCGCUGUCAUUUGCGUCAACUCCCCGAUCCGAAUUUUCCUCGCAGGAUUCUGCGAUCUUUCAGCUCCCAGCAAAAAAACCUGCAUUUUUAUGGUAGGAUGGGGAACUGAAGCCUAGUCUUAUGAAAAAAAGGCAGGACUGACUUACGUGGAUGUCUAAGCAGGGCAUGAGAACAGGAACCAACUGCAAGACGGGUGGCUUUGUGCCGACUUCCAGGGAAAUUAGGGUCAGGUUUAAGGUCAAAUUAAGGAUUAGGUUUAAGUUUAGAUUUACGGUUAAUGGUAACGUAAUCCAGGUUCAAGUUUAGGGUUAAUGUAGGGGCUAGUGUUAACUGAAGAGUUAAGGUUUGGUGUAGAGUUAGGGUCAAGAUAAGUGCAACGGUUUAGUGUUAUUGUAGAUUUCUUGGUAAAUUUAGUCGCGCAUAUAAGCCAAAACAGAUUUCGGUGUACAUACGGUACUACUGAUAGAAUAAGGUAAUAAUAAAAACGUACAAACCUCAACAAUGAUACCCUAGACAAAGAAUUCCUUUGUUACUGUUCGAGCAAAUCGAAUUCCCAGCUCCAGGCCAGAACACAAAAAACGCCAAUCACGUUCGAAAGAGGGUUACAAAAAGGGGGGAAGGGGAAUGUCAGCAGGGACCAAAUGUGGAAGCACUUGCGAAGAGGGUGCGGAGAAUUCCAAGCGUUGACCAGCUGGAUACAACACUAAUAUCAGGGUUAUUGUUUGGGUUAGGACAGGGGAAUAUUUUGCCCUUUCUAUAAUUAUACGCAGAUCCGUCUUUGUCACGUAAGCAGGGCGUUCCUUAUUCCAUGUUCUGUUUAGAGGGCCACAGAAGUCAAUCCCGCCAAAAAAAAACUCGAAACGAGCAACAGUUGGUGAACGGGAUGUGUAGUUUUAAUUUCGCAGUCUGCAUGCCAUGGUGACACAAGGGAGGUCCAGGUGUUGUAAUUCUACUGGUUAUCUUCCGACCACAACGUCUUCGUUACAUCCGUACAUAUUCGUUAUCCUUUAUAUUGGAGAGGGGGGGGGGACAAAAGUUAAUCACCAAAAUGUCCUUCUUUUUAGUGUUACUACCCACCACUCCAGUCUUCGCAACCUCCGUAUUCAGCAUGGAUGUAGACCAGCAGUUCAAGACGCACAACUUGAGACGGACGUGUGAGAGGGCCCUACAUGCGAAAUAACACUACUUAUUUGAAACAUGCAAUAUCGUUACUCAAUACCAACCGCAGAAAGUGGGCGUAGAUUUAGCUGCGCCGAUACCUUUGGAGAAUUGUAGAAUGGGGUACAGCCGAUUAAUUGAAUGAUUUGGGGAGACAUAAUUUCGUCAUAUGUGCGGCCAGCACAUAUAGUUUGCCAGAAUGCUCACCUUCAAAUAAAAGACACCAGACGGAGAGAUAUCGCCUCCGACGUAGAGCAGCUGAGGUAAACCCUUCGUCAAGACCGCCUAAUCAAUCCCGCUCCCGGCAAACACUGAAAACUGGUGCUGAUGUUCAAUCAAUUCGAAGUUUGAGACAGGUCGGAUGUCAGAGCCUAAAACUCGAACAAUGCUCUACUUCUUCGCGCCCAGCCCACGUGUCCCUAGUCGUGUGCUAAGAAUACCUUGACGAGUGAUUUAAAGACCCCCUUAAAAGAUGCAGAAACGAGUUGGUAUUGAAAUUGCUGUCCUCCCAGUUGAGGAGUUUAACCUUUUUGGAACAGCAUUAGAGGAUUGUUUAUGUUCCCUUCAUGGUUUUCUUUGUAGUGGUUUUCUUCUACGGGGAAGAAGUGGACAAUUGGGCUUUUCAAUGAAGAUACUGAGGGCCUUUCUCGGCUGGGUACAUGGCGCCGGUUCUGUUAAAGUCAGGGUAUGCCAGGAGCUCAAAUAUUCCCUGUCAGUAGAGGGACCCGUUGUCUUCUGUUCCAUCCUUUGUGCGUUCUUCAAGGCCUGCAUCCUUGCUUCCUCCGGACGAGCCACUUUCAAUACCAGUCGGUGUAAUUUAACCUAUGACGAUCAUCACUACUCUUUUCCGGACUUACUGUCGUCUUCUGUCUGCAUGCUACUUUGUUUGUCCUGAUUUGACAGCUGAAAUUACAAAAACGUGCACUCCGAGCAGUUUAGUGGGCUACGGCGUGUCAGCAAAUAAAGUUACUUAUUACAGAGAUCCGAAAAACUGGAAAACUGACAUCUGUAAGGGCGGAUAUUUCCGUUAUUAAGACAGAUUCACACUACUGUAUUCCGGAACUAUACCUGUCAAUUAUUAGACGACUGGGAAAAAGACGACGGAAGAACUUGCAUCAACUGUCCUUCAACCAGUUGAGUUCUAAAGAAAAUUUCAAGCUUGGUGACCCCUUUACUGGCGGUUCAGCAAAAUUUCGGCUAAGACAGUCUUGGAUCCUGGCAUCAAAACGGCCGUGUCGUUACCCCUACAUUGUUUACUUCUGCUUGGUGUGACCGCAAUAGUGUCUGGUUUAGUCGACCCAAUGAGGUCGCUGACUGUGCUUUUCCAUGCAAAGAGCCUGGUAAACCCGACCCCCUGUCGUCUCCAUCUGUGAGGGCCGAACAUAGUCAAUCGAAAAGCAGCCUACAUCCUUGAUAGGCUGUUUCGAACCUGAUUUUGAACUGACCCGUUCUUUGUCCCCGCUGAAAAGCUGGCAGCAUCGGCUUUAGGACAGUAGCACUGAACACACGAGGUGGUGGACACGAAGCGCACGUGACCCACCUCGAAUGUCUUUUUUAGAUAGUACAGGAUAAUCCCCCAGUGUCGUCACAGAGAAUGCGAACUCUCUUGUUUGAGACGCAAUCGGCAGAAUUUCCUCUUAGCUUUGGCCAAAAACUUGCACUUUCUGUUUGUCCUCCUUUCUUGGAGUCCAGCAUCCAUGGCCGCUGAACAGGGCUUAUCUAAAGGAUGCCCAGUGGCAGUUGUGAUAGCCUUUGACUCGACGAGGACGUACAAAAACAUCGUAACCCCACCCUUACCCAUCUGGCAACAACUUUGCUCCGAAGUAUUUGAAGCCGCCUACUUUUCAAGCCAAUGAUCGUUAAUCCCGAGAAGGUCCUUCUUCCAGUGUGAGCUGCAGCUUGAAAACAAUGUAACCUUUGCAGCACUGAUGGAUAAAUCGCCAUGAUUUACAAGGCUCAUUCUCUACGACAUGCUAGCUUGACACUAGCCAGGUGAUACCGUGGAGGCCAGACAUCCGCGCCAUGUUGAGAAUAUGACUGCUAAAACGCGUAGAGCCCUUCUACGUACCCAAUCAGUGAUGCAGUCUCCGUCCUCAUAGCAUAUUUAAUGCCUGAAGGUCGUGAAUUCGAGUGCAAGCAGGACUUUUCGGCGUGAAAACUUCUCGUCUCACCCCUUUGGCUGCAUAAUAAAGGGAGGAGGAGGAGGAGGAGGAGGAGGAGGAGGAGACAGAAUGCAACCUUGUAGAACUCCGGCCGAAUAUCGAGUGA
Molecule: messenger RNA, 12322 nt
Organism: Spirometra erinaceieuropaei
Lineage: Eukaryota; Metazoa; Platyhelminthes; Cestoda; Diphyllobothriidea; Diphyllobothriidae
Source: the annotation of a GenBank genome assembly